AUGUCUAAUAACACAAGAUCUCAUAGAGAGACCGAAGCAGCCACAGGCUCCCGCGAUCCCACUAAGUCACCUCGUGGAAAGACCACCCUGGCCGAUACCGUCGCUGCCGACCCAGGCACUCCGACCAGGAAAAGCCCUAUAAGAGCUACCCCUACCCGCAAAGCAACCCCUACCCGCAAAACCCCAGCCUCACCAAGCACCACCCAGCCUGUCCCCGACUCCCCUGUUCCCCGCGGCCGCCGCACCCUCGCAACAAAGCCCCCCCGCAAAAUCACCAAAGCUGUCGCCCCUUCUAGCCCGGUCCGGAGGUCCUCCAGGCCCCCCGUUCCAAUCGACCGCUACACAGACCCAUGGAUGUCAACCCGGAGGCCCUCCUCUCCCUCAAAGAGAGAUAUGGAAGACGAGAUGGGGAGGGUGUAUGAGCUGUCGGCGAAUAUGGGAACCGAGGAGGAGCAGAGCUACAGUUUGAUGCCGUGUGCGAGGGCGGGGCUCAUGGGGGCUUAUGUGAUAGUGUGGGGACUGGACGAGAAGGAGGGUGUUCGCAGGGAGAUGAUGUUGUCCGUUUGGGAGGAGCCUGAGAAGGGAGUGAAGCCUCCUAAGGCACCGAAAUCGCCGGCUAAGCGUAAAGUUGCCAAGAAGGAGUCGUCGUCUAAGAAGUCUAAACCUACCAGGAAGCUAAAGGUGGUGGAGAAAGCUCCCGAAGAGUAUGACGAUGACGAAGUGGUGGAGGAGGAGAAGGAGGAGGAGAAGGAAGAAUCUCCGAAGAAGAAAGUAAUGCCCAAGAAACCGAGAUCCCCAGUGAAGCCGAAGGCCCUGACUAAAGGGAAAGGGAAAGUUACAGCAGAAGUGGAGUCUCCGGAGAAGCCGAAAGCUGUGAGGAAGCCGAGAUCUCCGGUAAAGCCAAAGGUGCCGGCCAAGAAGGGCAAGGCCCUACUAGCACAGGAAGUAAAGAAAGUGGCGGAAUCCCCAGCGACAACUCACCAGGCGUACGUGGAGGAAGAGGACGAAUUAUCCCGACAGGAGCAGAAGGAGAAGCGCCAGAGAGAGCGCCGGCUCCGGCUGGCGGGUGUUAAGCCUUCAUGGUAUAGUUCGGACCCGGACGUGUAG
Molecule: messenger RNA, 1107 nt
Organism: Morchella importuna
Lineage: Eukaryota; Fungi; Ascomycota; Pezizomycetes; Pezizales; Morchellaceae
Exons: 1
Coding region: 1-1107 (368 amino acids)
Source: RefSeq, a predicted model, not a curated record